GGCUAGUAGGCCAGCGAAAUACGCGUGUCACCAAUUCACCUCGACGAGGUUCGCCGAUCCCUGUGCUGUCAGUGAGGCUCCUGUGUCGUCGACACUCACCUCGUUCGCCUUGGCUUGCGAUAUCUUGACAAGUCACUAGUAGCUCUGGCUUUUUUCCCGGUUCCUGAUCACCCACAGCAUACCAUGGAUACUCUUGAUUCGACCUCUGCUUAUGCCUCUGACAUGGCGCAUGGAAUACACGGCAACGUAGACUGGGAUCUAUACUACUGGGCUCCCAUCCCCAGCAGAUACAUCUUAUUCCCUCUUCCGCGACGUCUCUCAGCGCGAGUUUCUCUCGACGUAUUAUACAACAUCGUGGACAACCUCGAUUCUGAAGUGGAUCGCUCGUCAGUCGCACUCGUCUGCAGAGACUGGUACGAACAUUUCGGAUAUAUCCGCUACCGGGACCUCUGCAUCCGUAGUCGACGGGGUCUCAACCUUCUACUCGACACCUCCCUGGACAGCGGGCGGAUGAAGCGGAGACUUGAUAACACUACGACGCUCCGGAUACACCAGCACGAUGGAGACUCGAAAGCCUCCUACUACGAUGCCGUACCUUUGACUCUUGCGACUCGCAUGCCGGCCGUGCGCAGCCUUGUCUUCCACGGAUGCAUACGGCCCCACAUGCACCCCAGUUUUGCUAGGAAUCUACAUCUAUUCAGGCGCAUUUCCAGCCUGGAGCUCUCGUCCUUCGCCCUAGAGAAUUUCGGCGAACUGCGCCGCAUCAUCGUUGCAUGUCCACGACUGGACACAUUGAUUCUGCGUGACGGAAAAUGCGUGGCAUCUCGCCCGCCUUCCCCGACGACUCUCGCACAACCCAUACAACGGCAACAACGGCAGAAGUGUACCCUUCAACUCCGACACCUCGAGCUAAGCCGACUAGACUUCGCUUUAUCGACCGCUCUCGUAGACUGGCUUGUAAUGGCUGGUCCGGUAUGCUGUGAGGGCAUAACGGACCUAGCCGUUACAGAGGUCACUGGUCCAGUAAGCCUGCUGUGGACGGAACUUCUGCAAGCGAUCGGUCCCUCUCUGGAGGCCCUACAUUUGGUCUGUGCUCGAGGCCGAGGCUGCAAAACAGCCGACGAGCUGGCUCUCAGCCUAGCGUCGAACCCGAACCUGCGACGUCUGGAAAUCCAGAUCGAGCCGGAUUACAACGAUUUCACGGACAUGCUCAGUCCGGAGGAACUUGACGAUGGAUUCCCGAGGACCUCGGGCUGGUGGCCCAUAUUCAAGACGGUCCCGCGGGUCGCACAGGCGGACAUCGAAGUCAAGUUCACCCGAACGGUGUGGGACGCGUUCGCCAGAAGUUACUCAAGGCCGGUCAGCAAAAUCAUACAUAGUCGCUCUCACAGUCCGCUCGAGGAAUUCGUCCGAGUCGGUCGAGCAAGGACCAGCGUUCCUUCCUUGCCAAAGCAGUAUCCAAAGGCGGUCUCGGAAGCGCAUCGCCCCGUGUUACCAGGUCCUCAACAAGACGCGCCGCAGGACGCGCCGCGGCGGUGAAAAAGAUGCUGGGCGGCAGCCCGCUAUUUGUCGACGCUUUCGACCGGUUCCUUUUGUAGGCAUGCUUUAGAAUAUGUUCUGUCCGUCUCUUCUGCGUUCGCUCCAGAACCAUCAAGACCGCCUGUGUUCGCUACCGUGUCAUUAUUUGCUACAGACUAUGAUGAACGAUGUUUAUGUGCUUGUACUUACUAGUAGAGCAAAGCAAUACAUGCAUUGCUAGGUC
Molecule: messenger RNA, 1762 nt
Organism: Fomitopsis serialis
Lineage: Eukaryota; Fungi; Basidiomycota; Agaricomycetes; Polyporales; Fomitopsidaceae
Exons: 4
Coding region: 184-1539 (451 amino acids)
Source: RefSeq, a predicted model, not a curated record